Messenger RNA from Caenorhabditis angaria, 1001 nucleotides. The record is from the annotation of a GenBank genome assembly. NCBI's taxonomy places the organism in Eukaryota, Metazoa, Nematoda, Chromadorea, Rhabditida, Rhabditidae.
AUGUGCACCGCAAAUGCGCCAUCUUGUAAAAGAUUGACGUAUUUUGUGUGUGUGUGCGCUCUCCACGUGCAUUUCAAAAUAUUUAGUUUCGUUUUUGUGUUUUUGUGUUUUUCUAGGUUUUUCGUUGUUUUCACAGGGAAUUCUCGGAAUUCUCUGUGUUAAUUAAUUAACUCAUCACUUAUUAUUAUUGAUACACUUCUUCGUGAAGUUGUAUCUGUAUUUUCAUUGUUUAUUUUGGUCAAAAACAUAAAGUUUGGCCUAAAAUCCGUGUUUUUGUUGUUUUGCCUUGCUAGUGGUUUAAAUCCACUGUCAUCUUUGACGUCAAACUCCUUGCAAUAUCAAGCAAAGGAGAACCGGGAGGUGCAACUUGGGGGCCGAACCAACCACAACCCCAAAUUCAUUCAACUUCGUGUAUUCGUCGAUUUUUUUGAUUUUUGAACACGUUCCUAGUGAUCCUUUCCUAGUUUCAGGACUGGAGUUAAGGAAUUGUUCGAUUGUCAAAAGGAUAUUGGAUAUUUUGGACUAGUGGAGAAUUCGACAUCGAAAAUGGCUACGGCAAGUGAAACUAUGCAACACAUUGGAUCAGUGAGCAGUGGAUUGGAGGAUUCAACGGGACAUGAGGAGGAUAUUGGUAUGAUGUUUGAUGAGAAAGCAGCGGACUGGAUUAUGAUUGCACAAGAAGCUCGAGAAGAUGCGAAGAAAUGGAAAUUGAGUGAAAGACAAGCGGAUGUCGUAUUGAAUCCGUUGAUGAAGAAAGUCGAACAACGAGUAGAGGAUUUGCGCGGGAUGGUCAAGGAAAAGUGGGCGCAAAUGCCAAAUCGGGAUGAAAUGAGAUGUUUGCGAUAUUUAAGAAGAGGAAAUAAGACCAAUGUGAAGAAAUUGGCACAAUUGAUGGAGAAAGGAACAGAAUUGGUUAUUUGGGAAAGAGAAAAUGGUGAGAAACUUGAAAACAUUGAGAAAAAUGUCAAGGAAGAAAGACAAAAGUUUAUUUUGCAGGUUGA